UGUAUACAUUCGACAACAACCAGAGGGGUUAUAAUCAAUAAUUACCUCUGAAGAGUAACUUAACUUGUGGUGGUGCUCGCGCAGCCUUGAGUCUUUACCUUUGUGUGCGCCUGCUCGUUGAGUUUCUCUCCUAACAGGUUUGACCAGGACACACCUGUGGGAAGAAAGAGGAAACCCUGUGUGCGACGACGCUUUCUUUACUCCCUCUCUGACCUUUGAGGACGACGGACAGACAGAGGAUCGACAAGGAAACUUUGUUUUAGAUUUUAUUAAAUUCAUCAUGAAAAUGUGGAUUUUUCUAGUCCUUGCUGCCAUUGCGGCAGGAGCCUCAGCUCAGAACUGUGCAUGUGGAACUAUGAAGUGGGCCACCUGUGAUGGAACUCCAUGUUCGUGUUUCCUUUUGGUUGACAACGGAAACCGCCAAACGCUGGAUUGCAACAAAUUGAUCCCGAAGUGCUUCCUGAUGAAGGCUGAGAUGUACAGAGCCAGAAAGGGCCUGAGCACUCGUGGAGUAGGAGGAAAGCCAGUGGAGACUGCCUUUGUGGACAACGAUGGCAUCUACGACCCUGAGUGUGAGAAUGACGGCAAAUUCAAGGCCAAGCAGUGCAACAACACAGAGGAGUGCUGGUGUGUCAACAGCGCUGGCGUGCGUAGAACUGACAAGGGAGACAAGGACUUGAAGUGUGAGAAGCUGGUGGAGACCUACUGGGUGCGUCUCCAGCUGACUCUCAAAGAAGUGAAAACUCCAGUGAAUGCUGACAAUUUGAAGAGUGCCAUUGCGGAUGCCAUUCACAAGCGUUAUGAUAACUUCAACAAGGACAUGGUGAAAAAUGUCGAGUAUGACCCUGACGCCCGCAUGAUUGUGGUGGAUGUGAAGAAGCCAAUGGGAGAACGCAAGAGUGACCUGACCCACAUGGCCUAUUACAUGGAGAAAGAUGUGAAGGUGCUGCCCCUGUUCAAGGACCAGGAGGCAUUUACACCCACUGUGGGCAGCCAGAAGCUAGAGAUGGAGAACAUCCUGGUGUACUAUGUGGACGAGGAGCCCCCGACUUUCACCAUGAAGCACCUGACAGGCGGGAUCAUUGCCGUCAUCGUGGUGGUGGUGCUGGCUGUGAUUGCCGGCCUGCUGGUCCUGUUCUUUGCCAGAAGGCGUCACAAUCAGCGUUACAGCAAAACUCAGCAAAGAGAGAUGGAAACCAUGUAAAGUCUUCAUUGCAGCAGGAGCCUAUGAAGAGUCUGCUCAUACAUCACCUUUGGAUGAACUUUUUUGCAGUGGGAGUGUGCCAUUUUUACCAUUUUACUUGAGGAUUGAAUGCAGAUUGUAAAGUUACAAUUAACUUGCUCUUUGACGUUAUCAUUGUUGGCACUACUGGUUCUGCCAUUUAUUUAUAAAUUGUGUAAAGUCUUAACACAUCUUCCAAUCGUUAUGCCAUAAAGAACUUUGCUUUUUAAAAUAUGCUUGGCACAUGCCUCAUGUUAAUGUUAGAACUUGCUGAAUGGUUUAAAGUCCACAUCAUAGAUUGUACAGUUUCUUUCUUACUAAUGAGUGUUUGAUGGAUUGUUUUUAAUAAAAAAUAUGUUUUAAAAAGA
Seriola dumerili (greater amberjack) is the source of this 1590-nucleotide messenger RNA. RefSeq names its product epithelial cell adhesion molecule (gene epcam). The record is from RefSeq and is a predicted model, not a curated record. The coding region runs from base 281 to 1204 and encodes 307 amino acids. NCBI's taxonomy places the organism in Eukaryota, Metazoa, Chordata, Actinopteri, Carangiformes, Carangidae. Gene Ontology annotation, cellular component: membrane. The transcript has 9 exons.